Molecule: messenger RNA, 2319 nt
Organism: Diachasmimorpha longicaudata
Lineage: Eukaryota; Metazoa; Arthropoda; Insecta; Hymenoptera; Braconidae
Gene: Nt1
Product: Neurotrophin 1
Exons: 9
Coding region: 228-2069 (613 amino acids)
Biological process (GO): central nervous system formation; innate immune response
Cellular component (GO): extracellular region
Molecular function (GO): growth factor activity; Toll binding
Source: RefSeq, a predicted model, not a curated record
AUGUCAGGCUCACUUGUAUGAGCAACGAAACGUGGGUAAGAUUCAAGUGAGUACCAGUUUCUUGCUGAUGCGCACUGUCUGAUAUUCCGAGCGGAGCUCAGUAGUCGACGUGUGCGUGGCGUUAUUCACGGCCACGAUUACUCCACGUGCUAUUUUCUACCUAAAUAUUGCCCUGAGUGAACGUGAUUGAUUAUUUGUGAUUGUUAAACUAUUCUUAGUGCAGUAAGAUGAGAAUACUGUGGUUUUUUUUUGCCACUUUGGCUGUUGUGAUGUUGUUCACGAUAGCGACAGCGGAUGAUGGAGUAGAAGAUCUCGAGGAAGAUUACUUGGAUGAUGGGGAGCAAAGAUCAGAGAAAAUCUCUGCAUCAUUGAAGAUUCGCGAUGAGCGCUUGAAAAAUCGAACCGAGAUCAUUGAGGAAGUUACAUCAAUGGGAAUGCCGGGCAUCGAGAAGGGAGCAAUGGCAGUGAGAGAAGACGUAUCAGAGACGAGCAACCGUAAAAACGGCACCAGGGAGUUAGUCCUUCCCACGAAUGUGUCGAUAGCCAGCAUAAUUACCGGGGACGCAAUGGAUACCGAAGAAGACAUAGCAGAAAUACUUCCGGAGGCACAGGAGCUGAGAUUUCAGCGUCUAGGAAGUCGUAGAAGGCCCUUCUAUCGGCCAAGCCUACCGAGAAGACCCCCUACUGUGAAUCGAAGGAAUGUUUUUCCAGAGGCGCCACUUCGCUCAUCGAAGAGACCAAACCGCAGGCCCCAGGAAGUCAAGGAGGCCAGACAACCUACUGAAAAUGAUUGUACCUUUUUUACGAAAACGGUUUGUCUAGAAGCAGUUAAUUAUCCACACGAAGCAAUAAUGAGAAGUCUCCGAGGAAAUAAGGAAAUGGUAUUAUCAUUACUAACGGAUUACAGUCCUCAGGAUGGGGAUAACGACUAUGCAAAGGUUUUACCUGUAGAGAGUCACUUUGAGAAUAGAUUCGAGAAUAAAUAUGAGAACAACGAGAUUAAAAGACGAUCAGAUCAAUCAUCACCUUUUGAUAAUGUUGAAGAGGGUUUCACAUGUCCAUCCCAAGUGAUGUAUGCACGUCCUCAAUUAGCCAGGGCUGUUUCCGGUGUUUGGAAAUACAUAGUCAACACUGCUGAGCACACACAAACAUUGCGCCUGGAGAAAUGCUCAUCACCAAAGUCAAGUUGUUCAUUCAUAUCCGAGAACUAUCGAUCUUCCUGCAUGCAGGUCUAUAAUUACCACAGAUUGCUGACAUGGGAUAGUAGCUUGGGUCUCCACAUGGACAUCUUCAAAAUCCCCUCGUGUUGCAGCUGUCAUGUACAGGGUUAUGCCGAGCUUUAUCCACCAAUUCAGAAAGAUCCGCGACCCACACCCGUGGAGACAUUCCCAGGGGCUGAUUUUGCUACUGAACAGGGAGAGGAUGAUGCUUUCAAACGUCCUACUAGCUACUUUAACAAAUUCAAGCCAUCUAAUCUCGAUAACAAUUUCGGUAUUAACACUGACUUGCCUCCAUAUCUAGAGUAUCCAUCGGAUUUUAAAGAUAAAUUUUUAGUUUCGCCAGGGAUUACUAAAAACAUUGCUGAUGCUGGCAGCUCUCAUCGUCCUAGCUUCACUCUGCCUGCUAAACCAAACAGGCAAAAAAAACCUAACUCUUCAGCUAAUGCUAGACCUUAUGAUAAGCUUCCUCAGCAGCAUGCACCUAAUACAAGAGCUCCUGGUUACAAGGGGCCUAUUGUGAAGGCUAUCAAAAGACCUGGUAGGCCCGUCAGACCAUACAGGAGGGAGUCAACUGAUGAUGAAGCAGAUACGUCGUCAGCUGCCAUUCAUGAUGGAUUUGAUCAACAAAAUGACCAGGAAACUGACGCCUCGACAAGCCUCCACAACGGUGCUUUCGACGAUGAAUAUCAAGAGCCUAAUAGACGAGUGAAUUAUAACUACCAUCCUAUAAUCGAUUUCUUCAAACCAGAAGCCUCUAGGCUUCAAGCCCCAGAAGCCCUCUCCACCCAAAUAGCGACAGCUGAAUCAAAUACAAAUGGGAACUCAUGGAAACCCAUGAUCUCACCGUAAAUCCAAAUCGGUGUAAAUUCUAAUGUACCUGAAUAUUUUCACUUGUUAAUCAUAAAUAAUCAUUCGUCACCAGCGUUAAGUAAUGAAUAGCGUAAGACAAGGUAGUUGUAGAAUUAUUUAAUUUAUUCGACAAAGCAGAAAUGUAAAAAUUUGGUGAGACGCGAUAUUAUUUACUGGUGUUCCUGUAUUUUCUUUUCAACCAUAUGAGAACAAUUUUUUACCUCUUAAUAAAAAACAAUUCAAGAGAAAA